AUGACCCGGAUGCUAUUGCUCAUCUUUAUCAUGGUCCAUCCAGGAUCCUGUGCUCUCUGGGUGUUCCAGCCCCCGGAGAUUCGUACCCAGGAGGGCACCGCUGCCUUCUUGCCCUGCUCCUUCAAUGCCAGCCAAGGGAAAUUGGCCAUUGGCUCUGUCACGUGGUACCGGGACAAGGUGGCCCCAGAGAAGGAAGUGAGGAAUGGGACCCCAGAGUUCAGGGGCCGCCUGGCCCCUCUUCCCUCUUCCCGUUUCCUCUAUGACCAUCAGGCCGAGCUGCACAUCUGGGACACCCAACACUGUGACGCUGGAGUCUACGUGUGCAGGGUGGAGGUGCUGGGCCUAGGUGUUGGGACGGGGAAUGGGACUCUGCUGGUGGUAGAGAAAGGACCUCCUCGGCUAGGGGCCAGCACAGUCCUCCUCCUUCGGGCUGGAUUCUAUGCCUUCAGCUUUAUCUGUGUGGCCAUGGGCAGCACCAUCUAUUACCAAGGCAAAUGCCUGGCCUGGAAAGGUCCAAGGAGCGAGCUUCCCGGUAACCGUGCCUGGAGCCCCCUCCCAUCAUCAUCCCAGGGCUCAGCACCUCCACCUUUCUGGGGUACAGGAGGCUGA
Messenger RNA from Neomonachus schauinslandi (Hawaiian monk seal), 609 nucleotides. RefSeq names its product natural cytotoxicity triggering receptor 3 (gene NCR3). The record is from RefSeq and is a predicted model, not a curated record. The transcript is spliced from 4 exons. NCBI's taxonomy places the organism in Eukaryota, Metazoa, Chordata, Mammalia, Carnivora, Phocidae. Gene Ontology annotation, biological process: positive regulation of natural killer cell mediated cytotoxicity; immune response-activating cell surface receptor signaling pathway; natural killer cell activation. The coding region runs from base 1 to 609 and encodes 202 amino acids.